This is a messenger RNA of Cydia pomonella (codling moth), 6138 nucleotides long. RefSeq lists its product as uncharacterized. Bases 1155 to 5936 code for a protein of 1593 amino acids. The transcript has 29 exons. Gene Ontology annotation, biological process: intracellular signal transduction; cyclic nucleotide biosynthetic process. Gene Ontology annotation, cellular component: cytoplasm. The record is from RefSeq and is a predicted model, not a curated record. Lineage: Eukaryota; Metazoa; Arthropoda; Insecta; Lepidoptera; Tortricidae. Gene Ontology annotation, molecular function: adenylate cyclase activity.
GUUAUUUGGCUGCGGUUUUCUGUAAGGUACUUCCCCAGUUGGGCUCUGCUCUAGAUCUGGAAUGACAUCCGCUGUGCUGUGCCCUACCACACAAAGCGAGAUGAGAUGAAUGUAUCAAUUGUCAAAGUACUAAUGAAAAUAUUGUAAUAAUGAGUCGUAUAGAAGUAAAGUCAGCAACAACCAGUUUUUACAUGUGGAUGUUGCUGGCUUUGCUUUUAUAUGAUAGGUACAAUUAACCUUCGAGCAACACCGGCUUCCGACACGUCGGAAGCAAUUAACACAAUUUAUUUUGUAGGUACUACAAACCGCAGGUCCAUGGAAGAGGUUCAGCCCCUCUUAUAUUAACGGUAAUCGGUUGUAUAUGAUCGUAUUUUUAUAUCUAUCUGUAUAUAUAUUCUAUUAAUAAUAUUUGGCCAUCAAUUAUUUUUAGACAAAGACCUGCUUCUUCCGUCUAUCGACUUAACUGGCGACCUCGAACAAUACUACAAAAAAUUUGCACGUAAGAUUUUCCUACUACUACUACCUUACUAUUGGACGACUAGAUUAUUAAUAAUAGGAUCCAAAAUACAAAUAUAGGUAAAAAACUUAACUAAGUCACCUGUUGUAUGUAGUUCUGACGUGUUCGAAUAGACAAUACAUGUUUAAAAGACACACACAAACAAAACAAAUGUCUAUUCGAACACGUCACAACUACAUACAACAGGUGACUUACUUAAGUUUUUUACCUAUAUCUAUUUAAACAGGCCAAUUCGAGUUUUGGUUAUAAGAUCUGUUUCAAUAUAAUACUGAUCUGUCUGUGUCAAAAGUGACGUUUUGGUUAAAGAAUUGUCACUUUUGACACAGAUCAGUAUCAUAUUGCAAACAGAUCUUAUAACUAAAACCCGAAUUGGCCUGAAAGUCGCGUGCCUCAACAGGCAUAGCAAUGAAAAGUUGGCGCUUCGAAUUUGACAUCUAGUGUAGAUGGCCUUAUGACCUUUUCGUACCUACAUUAUGAGGAAACUCUGAAUCAGAUACUAAAAAUUUGACGGUUUGCAAUCAACUGGACCACAAAGAAUAUUACCCAAUGCAGCGCCAUUUACUUUAGCUGUCAAACUCUGGGAACAGUUUUUUUUUAGACCUAACUCUUCUACAAACAAUAAAUCUUUGAUAUAAAUAUGACUUUUUCAGUUCGGCCAGUUAUAGUAUCAGCAUUACGCAGCUUAUGGUGGCCUACGCUUCGCAAGUUCAUGGUGCAGCCCGUGAUUUGGGCCGUAGAGAAUGAUGAGCCCAUGGAAUUCCUGACUGAGAUACGCCGAGUGGUAGUCAUCUUCUUGAACAUUGUGACCAAAACUGUGACUGAUGAAAUGCUUGUCGAAAUUGUGGAUACUGCGUAUAAAUGCGUUUAUAGCACGUCGUCAGCAGCAGGAGGCCUCUUAAACAAAGUGUCUUUGUUCGACAAAGACCUGAUGUUCCUACUCGUUUUCGGACUCCGAGGGAUGUCCCACGGUGACGAGGCCCAAAAGAGCCUGCUCUGCGCUCAAGCCUUGAAGGAGAGGUUGAUCGACCCUAACAUUAUAUCAGUUUCAAUUGGGAUCUCGUCUGGAACAACAUAUUGCGGUGUAGUUGGCCACGUUCUCCGGCGGGAAUAUACAGUUAUAGGAAGAGCAGCCAAUAAGGCAGCACGAUUAAUGACAGCGUAUCCUAACAAAUUAGUUUGUGACAAGGAAACAUUCUUAAGAAGCAAAAUGGAUCAAGAUUUCUUUAGGUUGAUGGAAUUCAUCCCAAUGAAAGGCAUCCAGAGGCCUGGACCAGUUUAUGAGUUCAACAAAUAUGGGUCAGUAAAUCGAUAUAUUACAGCGAACGGACAGCGCCCGUCUCUCCCUUUCGAUGUCCAUGUUGUCACAGAGAUCCUCAGUCACCCAGUGACCCAGAUAUUUAAAAUGCUUUACCCUGCUCAGAAUGACCUCCUCUACACCCCUAUCCGAUUUAAUCCAUACUUCUGUGGACAGCCUGUAUAUUGUCAAAUUGAACACUCCAGUUUGGACCUCAACGCAUUGACUCCAGUUGAAAUUUAUGCGAUAAAUAUCAUAUUCGGUUGUCGCUUGGCGUUGCCCGAUAACUUUGAAUUUCCGAAUGAUAUUCUCGAAGAAAGUUGCACAAAAAAACUAGUGCGUAAUAUUUUUCAAAAUAAUAUUCCUGCAAUGUGUAUAGUGGCGAUAGAAGAGGGAAUGAACAUUGAUGAUGAGUCUUGGAGGUUACUUUUGGUUCUAUUGGAUACCAAAACAAUAUUCGUCAUCAUGACUCUUACUGAUAAAACAAGCAUGUCUGGUAAAGUGCUGUUUUCCUAUUCUAAGUCUAUUAUUCUUUUAGAGAAACAGUUGAUGCACGAUAAAACCUAUUUAGAGUCAAGGUUUUCGACAGUGGCUCAGUCGCCCAAGUUUCGCCUCUCUCGUGUUAAAAUUAGCUUGAGUGAGUUACCGUACCCGGCUUUUGUCUACCGAGCCACUGUUCCCUACGUGACCCUACUUAAUUGUACAAAUAACUUUCCGCCUACAGAAGUGGCCCUCCAAUGCUUAUCGAGCAACAAGCUGCUACAAAUGCCACUUUCCGGACUGAGCCAUUGGUACCACUUGGUUAUUGCUUGCCAGUUCCUUGAUGUACAAGCUGUACCUACAGAUUUGGAGAAGUUAAUACAAAGCGCAAGCAACGGUGUGCCUGGCUGGAUCCAGGACUUCAUCAUAUCGCUCGUCCAGCGAGGAGACUUGACUGUAGAAACCACGACCAGGGCUAAGGCGUUGGAGCAAGGUGCCGUGAUGCCUACGCCGUCUUUACUGUGCACGACGGUAACUUUGGGAACAACUAGCGACAACCAAGUUUCGUUAGACGCGUAUUUUAAAGUGAGUUGUAGCACGGAAGUUUUGGGCAAAUUUAGUGCUAAUGAUACCGAUAAAUUUAAAAGUAGCGACGUACUUGCUCUAAAUCCAAAGGAGCACAUUCAGAUAGCAGUUCUCGCGGACACAUUCGACGUUUUGAAUAUUCGGAUGUCCGUUGACGCGGAUGUAAUGAUCAUGAAGACUUAUGACUCACUCACUCCGUUCGAAAAGAUGCUGUUAAAAUGUUGUUCCGUUUUGGGUGUUGUUUUUUCUCGACAAAUGAUGGAAUAUCUGGUAGAGUGCGAUUCCAGAAGCAAAAUUGCAAAAGCUGUAGCGAAGUUAUUCUCAGUUCGUGUUCUGGAGUGUGAAGGAGGUGAUUUUACUCAAGAGACAUCCAAGGUGUUGGUGCAUCGGUCACCGGCGAUUCAAAAUGCUCAGCCACCGUAUUGCUCCUGUCGCGGCACUAAAGAAUUAAUCAACUGCGCUGACCUUCCGAAGUAUGCGUUUUGUGGUUACAUGAGGUUUAAAUCUACUUUGUUCCAAACCACCACUUACGAUUUACUCACGGAGAUUCAAAAGUAUGAUCUGCACGGUCGAGCUUUGUUGUAUUUGAAGCAGUAUACUCGACGGUGCUGGUACUGCGGGGAAGGCUGUUUGCUCAAGCUGCUCGGCAGGCGCACCCAUGAUGGUCUCGUCAAAGUGUCCACAGACUUGAAAAAUACGCAAGAAAUGAUUCAAAGUCUGGCAGAUGAAUCGCAUCAUGUGACAGGCGAAUUAACUCGGUCCCGGAAGUCGGCGGAACACUUGAAAUUAGAAGACGUCAUAGCUAGAAACCCAGACUUAGAUCUGUUUAGGGACUAUGCUGAAAAAAUUUCGGAAGGAACAGAUGUGGACGGUAUUUUAAUGUACAACUUCACUCCGCUCACUUCAGUGGAAGUAGAAAGGGAUGGGACUCAAAAUAAGCACUCGAAGAAAUAUCAAACUUUGCUCUCUUGUUGUAUAAAUAACUAUUGUUACCAGUUCCACUCAUCGGUAAUGCUACGGAUUUUCUCGGACGAAUUACUCCGUUUCCCAGGUCAAGGAAGUGAAAUUGGAGAUCUACCGAAAUCUGAUACCCACGUACGGUCGUUCUCUUCGCUAGACGUGGCCAAUUGUGAAUGUCUUUCAAUAGCUUUGGCGGCAUACGAUCAGCUUAUUAAUCAUUGUCGCGGAGCAGGCGAGCACGAAAAAUUAUUUGAAGCUUACCUAGAAUAUGCGGACUUAUGUGUGAAUUCAAACACACCACAAGCACUCUGCUUGCUGAAUGAAGCGGAAACCGUUAUUAUGGUAAGCCUGUCGCUAAUAUUUCAGUUAUGUAUAUCUGGCUGUCACCGCGCUAGCGUUGCCGUCGUCCUGUGGUUUUCCCUUGCCGCCGUUACGUGUUUGCCUAUGGUUGAUCCAAAGAGUUGGUGCGGCAUUUACCUGGAGCCGGGCCUUAAAGUGUGCUCCAACCUUAAUCACAUUGAACCUUGCGAAUAUUGUGAUGGACCUCCUGACCGACCUUUGUUCAUUCCGUUAACUCAGCUAUGUGUGUUGCAGAGUGACGAAUAUUGGUCCAACUGUCAAUUAAAUUGCAAGAUCAGCUGGUUCAAAGACUUCUGCUUGGGACGUAUUGUGUCGCUUCGAGGCGGUUGCAUGCUCGCGUCUGGGGAACUUAUCGAAGCUAGAAAACACCUACAUCGCGCAUUGGAGUUGUUUCGUGACCCGUUCCCUACAACUAAGAGAUAUCAGCAAAUGAUCCGUAAUAUGCACAUUAGUGUGCGCCAAUGGAUGGCUUUUAAAGUUAAGCCGAAAGCCUUUAUCGGGACAGUGAACGGCUUGAUUUGCUUUUUUUACGAAGAAGUUGCAAUCACAUUAAACCGACUCUAUACAUUAUUUGUAGGGUGCAAAGAAUAUUCAAAUGCUGAAUUGACAGCGAAGUGGUCAUUUGACUACGCCCUACGCAGCAACUCGAACUUCAAACUCCUCUGCGAAUGUUAUGGAAACAUGAUUACGACUCAUUUCAACAAUCAGGAACUCUCUAAAUGUGUCAAGAUAGUGAACAUGGUCAUAGAGCUUUGUCGGCGGAAGCGCGGCCAGUUGGACGAUGCAGAAGCGCGCGCGGUCUGCGUGCUCUAUACCACCGUGUUUUUGUUUUUUGUGGAAUACGGUAAGAAGAACGAAAGCCUAAAUUUCGGUUUGCCGGUGAUGCACAUGGUGUCCAUGCUCCGAGAGUCGGGUAUGCGCGUACGUCUCGUGGUGUCUUUGCUGAGGCUACUGCUCAGUGAUCUACGCAUUAAUGAGAUGGUUCUACUGAUGAGGGAGAACUUGUACAUGGAUGGCGAGUUUGACUUGAGUUCGACAACCUGGUACUAUACGUACUCGUUAAUGAUAUUAAUUGAGACUGGCUACUGCGUUGAGUCGUACCAGGAAUGCGAAAGCUUCUACAUGCAGCAUGGAGACACCAUCCUGGCGUUCAAGAGUAAAGACGCCGCGUGGGACUACUUUGGUUGUAUGUGGCUUAUAACUGUCAGAGUAUGCGCGUGGGAGACGUCGGUUUUAUGGGAAAAGAAAGUAAAAGAAAUAAUGGCCACCGAGAAUAAACAAAUAGAAUACAAGAUUAAUCUGCAGUUAAUUUUGUUGGAAGGAUGGCUUAUAAUGUUAGUUAGAGAGAUUGAUGCAAUGAACGAGAACCAAAUUACAAUUAUUAAAGAGACAAUAAAGAAUAUGUUCGAAAUGUUGAGCAAGUAUUGUCCGAGAGCACCAAUAUAUCAACCGAGAUAUUUUUUACUUCUGGCCUACUUUAACUUCAUAAGAGGCAACAAGUUCCAUGCCCGUAGCUAUUUAGAGAAGACGUUUGAACUUGCAAAAGAAUUAGCCGAAGGAACAAUAUUAAUUUGGGCGGAGCAUACGCGGCAGCACUGGAUGGGGACACUGGACCCAGAGCUUGAAGACUACUGGGUAGAACAUAUAGAGCCUGACAACCUCUUGGACUACAGAAAUUUCAACAAGAAUGUUGGAUUUGUACCAUAUACUCUACCUUUACCAAAAAGAUUUCUGAGAUAGUUUAGGUAAUUUCGGUUUAAGCAUACGCUUUUAUGUCUAGUUCAAUAAAAGGACCCCAAAACCACUUUUCAACGAGAUUUUUGAACGGAAGUCAUUAUUCAUGGUGAUAUUAUAUUGAAAUUAAUAAUUAGUAUUAUGGGAUUUUUUUCCUUCAUAGUUUUUCUCUUAAGUCUAAUAUGAAAUAAAGGUCUUUCGAACUGGA